Messenger RNA from Synchiropus splendidus (mandarinfish), 2176 nucleotides. RefSeq names its product secretogranin II a (gene scg2a). Bases 95 to 1906 code for a protein of 603 amino acids. The transcript has 2 exons. NCBI's taxonomy places the organism in Eukaryota, Metazoa, Chordata, Actinopteri, Syngnathiformes, Callionymidae. The record is from RefSeq and is a predicted model, not a curated record.
CACGUGGUCACUAUAAUAGCCGAGGAGCUGUCCGCGGUGCUGGAUCAGACCCGCCGGAGACCCGCAACCCUGCACUCCCGCUGAAGGCAUCACUAUGUCGUCACUCCUCUGUAGCUCCACCAGAGGAAACCCCUCCCUUGCCUGGUGCGCCAGCCUCCUCCUCCUUUGCCUCACUCACGUACACGGAGCUUCACUCAGAGACCACAGACUGCGGGGAAGUGAGUCAGACCCCCAGAGGGGAAGUGUCCAUCGGCCUCCGAACGCUGACAUGCUGAAAGCCUUGGAGUACAUCGAGAGUCUUGGUCAGAGGGCAGAGUCGGACGUCCAGGCUGGACGAUACGACGGCGCACGUGUGGAUGAUACAGAGAAGCUGCAAGCCAUGAUGAGACUGGCCUCUCGCCCCACAAAUGAGGAUGAGGAGGGUGCAGACGAAGGGCAGGAGGAUAAGAGCGAGGAGCUGCUGCAGGCUGUGCUCAGCACCCUCCAGCAGACUGAGCAGGCCUCCAAACCCACCACGUCUCUCGGCGGAAGCUCGAGAGGAUCAUCAGGUGUGAGGGAACAGCAGAAGCAGCAAGCCAUCAUGCCUCAUAAGAAGCUGCCACUCAUGUUCGAGGAUGAUGAGGAGGGCGAAGGAGAUGAGGAAGAGGAGGACGAAAGGGGCCCCUACAAGCGCACCACAGAGAACGUAGAGGAGAAGUACACCCCUCAGAACCUGGCCACUCUGCAGUCCGUCUUUGACGAACUGGACAAGUUCACCACUGGAAAGACCGCGACCAAACGGCAAGAUGAAGAAGAUGUGGCACAGCAGGAGGAGGAGGAUGAAGCUGAAGACUUGUUUAAUGUGAGGAAUGUGGCGUAUGAUGACUUCGGGGCAGAUUUAGCCAACUGGGGUCCACUGGACGAGAAGGAGGAGGAAGAGGAGGAGGAUAAACACGAGCUCGACCGAGGGCUUGACUACGUUGAGGAUGAAGACGAAGACGCCAACGAUGAAGAGGAAGAGGAGGAGAGCUAUCCAGUGAAGAGGUCCAGUGAUCCAGAUGACGUAACCAACUUGGUGGACUAUUACAUUUUCAAAGUGUUGGAGAAAACAGAGGAGGAGCAGAAGAGAGCGAUAGAGGAGGAAGAGGAAGAAGAGAAGGAGAGAGAAGAAAGACGGGUCGCUCAGUAUAGAGAGAACAUAGACCCACGAGUUGUUUAUGAGAUUCUGAGGAUCUCACAGAAGUACCAGAUCCCCCCUGAAGACCUGCUCGACAUGCUCAGAAGCCGAUCCUCAUCCACGUCGCAGAACAGGAAGAGCAGCCAGCUACCCAGAGCUGGAAACCAGCUCUCUCAACUGACCUACAAAGUCCCUCCAUCCAGGUUCUACAGCAGACGUCUCCCUCAGAGACAGCAGAGCCCUCAAAACCUGCAGACGGAGCGGAUCCUCAACCUGCUGGGACUGGGGGGGGCGGAGACAGAGGCUGAGGCUCCUGUCAGGAAGCAGCAGAGCUACAAAAGCUCACUGUCACGAUUCCGCCCAGCAGAGCGUCCGGGGGAAUCCACCUCCCCACAGAGGCGCCCGCCUGCCAAGUUAAAGGAGGACUAUGACGACACAGUGGGAGAGGACGAGCUCGCGGCGUACUUGACGUCUCAGAUGUUGUCCAGAUACCCCAAACCCAGCAGCUACAGAGCCACGCAGAAGAGGGAGGAGGCCGGGCAGGCCAUGACCGGGUCUUUCGAGCAGGCCAUUCAGGACUACUUGGAUCAGAUGGACUCAGACAAGCAGCAGAAUGAAAAGAGACAGUCAGAGGACGAUGUGCAAAACAGCGACACACAAAGCUUCGAUAAUGAUGCCGUGAUGAAAUUACUGAAUUACCUGAACCCAGAGACGGAAGAAUCUGAUGCCAAAACUGCCCCAGGGGCAUAAAUACAGGCUGUAGAUACGUAUAAAUAUAUAUAUAUAUAUAUUCUUUCGGAAAGGGUCGAAAUAAAGUAUUUUGGAUGAUAAAACAAGCAGUCAAGCGGUUGUGAUUCUGUUGUGUUGACUAGAGAUUGAACAACAGUCAUAGCUUAUAAGACAAACACAUACCACCAGUUCAGUGUUGGAUUCCACUUGUGUUUGCUUUUUGGUAAUUCUUUCCUAAAUGUGUUCAUAUGUGACAUACUUGAAGUUAAUAAAGCAUUGACUUUAUUUUUC